Molecule: messenger RNA, 774 nt
Organism: Theileria annulata
Lineage: Eukaryota; Apicomplexa; Aconoidasida; Piroplasmida; Theileriidae
Exons: 6
Coding region: 1-774 (257 amino acids)
Source: RefSeq, a predicted model, not a curated record
AUGGAAUCCGGAAAGAAAACAUUUCCAGGAAUUUUUACGAAAAAAACAUUUUAUAUUUACACUAAAGCAAAACAAAAAUAUGAACAUGGUAUGUUUAAUAUUUUUAAAUUAUUUAUUCAGUAUUUUGACUCUAACUAUUGGAACGCAUAUUAUGACGGAGAUGAUGAACAUAUUGAAUGGUAUGACUCAUGGGUUGAUAUAUCAAAGAACAUUCCUUUGGAAAUAAAGGUUGAUUCUAGGGUUCUACACAUCGGUUGUGGUUCAUCAAGUCUAGGAAUCGAUUUAUUUAAUUCUGGAGUUGAAUCUGUCAUAAAUGCUGAUUUUUCUGAAGUUUGUAUUAACUUGAUGAAAAAGAAAUACCCUCAUCUCACCUGUAAACUACUGAAAUCAUACUCUUGUUUAGAUAUUCUUCUCGACGCUCUUGAUAUUGAUACGAAAUUUUCUGAAAACUUUUUCGACUUUAUUAUUGACAAGGGGUGUUUGGAUUCCAUUCUGUGCCAUGAAAAUUACCAGGAAAAGGUCCAAAAACUUUUAGAAAACUUUUACACCUGCUUAAAAGUGGAAGGUUAUUUAAUAGUAAUUUCUGGAGGGAACCCAGAGGAAAGAUUAAUCUACUUCAACAAUGAUGUGUGGAAGGUUGAGGUUGUAAAAAUGAGGAAGCAGGGAGUGGAUUUACUAGCGAAUUUUGAAGAUGAGGAGGUUGUUGAGGAAAUUCCAGAAAUAAACUAUUUUUACACGUAUAUAUGCCUGAAAAGAUCUUUGGACUCGAUUUAA